AAUGGCAGAGACGGGUCUUUUAGAGGCUGGAGCCUCUGCAGCCUCCACAGCUGCAGCGCUGGAGAACUUACAGGUGGAGGCCAGCUGCUCCGUGUGCCUCGAGUACCUGAAGGAGCCCGUCAUCAUUGAGUGUGGGCACAACUUCUGCAAAGCUUGUAUCACUCGCUGGUGGGAGGACCUGGAGAGGGACUUCCCUUGUCCUGUGUGUCGAAAGACAUCCCGAUACCGCAGUCUCCGACCUAAUCGGCAACUAGGCAGCAUGGUGGAAAUUGCCAAGCAGCUCCAGGCCGUCAAGAGGAAGAUCCGGGACGAGAGCCUCUGCCCCCAGCACCAUGAGGCCCUCAGCCUCUUCUGCUAUGAGGACCAGGAGCCUGUGUGUUUGAUAUGUGCAAUUUCCCACACGCACCGGGUCCACACCGUUGUGCCGCUGGAUGAUGCCACAGAGGAGUACAAGGAAAAGUUGCAGAAGUGCCUGGACCCCCUGGAGCAGAAGCUGCAGGAUAUCACCCGCUGCAAGUCCUCAGAGGAGAAGAAGCCUGGAGAACUCAAGAGACUGGUGGAGAGCCGCCGACAGCAGAUCUUAAGGGAGUUUGAGGAGCUUCAUAGGCGGCUGAAUGAAGAGCAGCAGAUGUUGCUGUCACGACUGGAGGAGGAGGAACAGGACGUUCUGCAGCGACUCCGAGAAAAUGCUGCUUACCUCGGGGACAAGCGCCGGGACCUGGCCCAUUUGGCUGCUGAGGUGGAGGCCAAGUGCUUACAAUCGGGCUUCGAGAUGCUUAAGGAUGUCAAAAGUACCCUGGAAAAAUGUGAAAAAAUGAAGACCAUGGAGGUGACUUCUGUAUCCAUACAGCUGGAGAAGAACUUCAGCAAUUUCCCUCGACAGUACUUUGCCCUGAGGAAGAUCCUUAAGCAACUAAUUGCGGACGUGACCCUGGACCCUGAGACUGCACAUCCUAACCUAGUUCUGUCAGAAGAUCGUAAGAGUGUCAAGUUUGUGGAGACAAGACUUCGGGAUCUCCCUGACACACCACGGCGCUUCACCUUCUACCCUUGCGUCCUGGCUGCUGAGGGUUUCACCUCCGGUCGACACUACUGGGAGGUGGAGGUGGGCGACAAGACCCACUGGGCAGUGGGUGUGUGCCGGGACUCCGUGAGCCGAAAGGGCGAGCUAACUCCACUCCCUGAGACUGGCUACUGGCGGGUACGGCUGUGGAAUGGGGACAAAUAUGCGGCCACCACCACACCUUUUACCCCUUUGCACAUCAAGGUGAAACCCAAGCGGGUUGGCAUAUUCCUAGACUAUGAGGCUGGCACGCUGUCUUUUUACAACGUCACAGACCGCUCUCAUAUCUACACCUUCACUGACACUUUCACUGAGAAACUUUGGCCCCUCUUCUACCCAGGCAUCCGGGCUGGUCGGAAGAAUGCUGCUCCACUUACAAUUAGGCCCCCAACAGAUUGGGAGUGAUAGUCAGGAGGGGACAUGGGAAUAAUCGGGUAAGGCAGGGUCGAGCAGUGGGCCUUCCAUCCUGUGUCCUGAUGGAGCGUCUUCCUGUCUGCCUGGAUCCAGUCUUGAAUCAUCCAGGAGAAGCACCUUGGUUUGUAAGAUGGUGUGUGUGGAGGAGAGGACUGGGCUGGGAUGAGAGCACAACUGUGUCCCCCUCCUGACUUUCGAGCUGAGGAGCUAGUACGCAGGGGAUUGCCUCCCCUAAUUCCAUCAGAGUUCUGUUGCACAAGGACAGGUUGGCAAGGAAAGAGGGGCUUUUCCAGAAACUAUCAAUAAAGGGGACUCUGCAUUCCUCAAGCUAAGGAAGGAAACAGAAAGCCCUUUACACAUCUUUUAGGGUGUUCCUUGAUCCAGAACAGUCCUAUUUCUUGAGGAAGAUCCCUGAGGUUGAAUAAAGAUGAAUGACAGUUCUCAAGGUUCUAGAAGUUGGAGAGUAUUUCUGGAGGCAGAUGUUAGGCAUUACGAAGGUUAGA
Messenger RNA from Chrysochloris asiatica (Cape golden mole), 1980 nucleotides. RefSeq names its product E3 ubiquitin-protein ligase TRIM39-like. The record is from RefSeq and is a predicted model, not a curated record. Gene Ontology annotation, biological process: protein stabilization; positive regulation of apoptotic signaling pathway; negative regulation of proteasomal ubiquitin-dependent protein catabolic process. The transcript has 6 exons. The coding region runs from base 2 to 1468 and encodes 488 amino acids. Gene Ontology annotation, molecular function: zinc ion binding; protein binding. Lineage: Eukaryota; Metazoa; Chordata; Mammalia; Afrosoricida; Chrysochloridae.